AUGUCGUCGCCGUUCCGCAACAGCCGCAGCACGCGGCGGUCGACGGUCGACGGCGCUCCCCCCCCCCCCGGCGAGGAGGGACACGGCAAUCGGCGGCGGAGCUCUCGCGCCCGGGACGACGAUGGCUCUACGCCUUUUCGCGAGGCCCUCGCCCGCGAGCCAGAAGUCGAGGAAGAACUGGACGAGGAAAUGCACGACGAGGGGACCCCGCUGCGCGGCCUACGCGGGCAGACCGAUGGCGGCGACGACGAGCGACGCGACAGAGAAGGCCGCAGGUCUCUCAUCGGCAUGGAGACGCAGGGCGAAGGCAGCCAAGGCGGCCCCGAAGACGAUGAAGCCUUCCAGAGGUCCUCGCCACUCUCCAGACGCAGACGACCGACGACGCAGAGUCAGGCGUUUUCUCAGCAGGGCUUCUCGCAGAAUCUCUCAGAGAAUCCUCAGGCCGCGCACAUGUCCAGCACCACCAAUCGCGGCCUCGAGUCUUCGGCGAGCGAGUACGGAGGCACGCCGCUCGCGGUCCGCCGCGUCCGCUACGCCCGCGCAGAUCUCGGGGACAUGGGACGCGAGUUCCUGCUGCAGGACAACGACAUGCAGCGGCUGCCUGAACUCCCCAAGGAAGUCGUGAACAGCGACAUGGAAAAGAAGUUCAACGACUUCUUCGACACCUUCCGCAUCGAAGACACGCAAGGAAUUUUGGAGCUCUCCGAGGAGGAGCUGGCGAUCUCCGCGCUGGCGAGUGAGCCGGCGUACGCGGAGUCGGGAUGCCAGAGCUUCUACGCGAUCAAGCUGCUGCAGUACAUGGAGAAGCGCGGUGCAGCAGUCACAGCGGGGCACACGUCGGCCCCCGCAGGCCUGUCCUUCGAUGUCUCGCUGCAGCAUCUCUUCCUUUUCGACCGGCACCUGUACGAUGCCGCAGUCAACGCGCCGCAGGACGCCAUCGCCGCCUUCGACGCCAUCCUCCGAAGAAAGUUCGCUGACCUCCGCGAACUCCACGGCUGCUUCAGCGACGAAGCCACUAUGGGCGCUCUGGGCGCCGAGGAACUUCUUCUGCAGCAGGCGCCUCGCCUUCGUCUCUUCUCGAAGCCGCCAGCGCUUAUGGACUCUGCGCGCUCGCUCGACCCCUCGAUCGACCUCGACCGGCUGGUGUGCCUAAAGGGCAUCGUCGUCCGUACCAGUGAAGUGCUUCCCGAGAUGACGAUGGCCGCCUUCAGAUGCCAAGGUCAGAAGCGCGUGGACGUCAACGAAUACACGCCUUGUCUGCAGGAAGUCUACGAGUGCGUGGUUAACGGCGAAGUGUUGGAGCCGAAGAAAUGCGAGGCCUGCGGCGGCACCAACACGUUCGAGCUCUGGACGGAGCAGUGUGCCUUCGCCUCCAAGCAGCUCGUUAAGCUUGUCGAGCUCCCCGAAAAACUUCAGCCCGGCGAAACGCCGCAGUCCAUCUCCGUCUUCGCCUACGACGACCUUGUCGACGCCUGCCGCCCCGGUGACCGCGUCGAACUCACCGGUGUCUUCAAAGCCGCCCCUCUGCGCGUGAACCCGCGCCUGCGCCUGCAACACGCGGUCUUCCGCACCUUCGUUAACCUGAUUCACGCGCGCAAGGAGACGCGCGAGUCUGUGCGCAGCAGCUCGCUCUGCCAACCCCAGCUCGACGGCGAAAGCCAGGAGGGCGGGCAGGGUGGCGACCGCGAAGAACAGGAGCGCGCGCGCCUGGCUGCCGGCGCGGACGCGGCGUCGGCUGCGGCCGCCGCGAUGUCCUCCGGAGGAGCCGCGCCCGCCCCUCUCGACGGCGAAGACUUCCACUUCGCCCCCGAGAUCGAAGCGAAAAUCAAAGAAAUCAGCCAGAGAUCCGACGUUUACGACUUGCUCGUUCGCUCCUUUGCGCCGUCGCUGUUUGGCCGCGAAGACGUGAAGAAAGGCAUUUUAUGUCAGCUGGUAGGCGGCACGCAGCUUCCGGCGUGCGCCGGCGAAGCGGGCGAAGGCUUGAGCAGGUCGCAGAGCGCAAAGAGCAAGAGCAAGUCCCGACACGAAAUUCACAUUCUCCUCUGUGGCGAUCCCGCAACCGCCAAGUCGCAGCUGCUCCAGUACGUCCACAAGAUCUCUCCGAGGUGUAUGUACACUUCCGGCCGAGGCAGCAGCGCCGUCGGUCUGACGGUGUGCGUCUCGAAGGAUCCCGAGACGCGCGAAUUUGUCCUCGAAAGCGGAGCUGUCGUCUUGGCAGACGGUGGCGUCUGCUGCAUUGACGAGUUCGACAAAAUGGAGGAAGCGGGAAGAUCGAUUCUGCACGAAGUUAUGGAGCAGCAGACCGUGACGGUUGCCAAGGCAGGUAUCGUUGCCUCGCUGAACGCGCGGACUGCAAUUCUCGCUUCGGCGAACCCUGUUAGCUCGCGAUACGACCGGCGCCGCGCAGUGAUUGAAAACAUCAACCUGCCGCCGUCGCUCUUCUCGCGCUUCGAUCUGAUUUACCUGCUUCUCGACACUGCGGACCCCCGCACAGAUCGCCUCCUCGCUCACCGUCUGUGCAGAUCUUUCGGUGGCAGGAAAAACAACGACCAGGAGGACCCACAUCCGUCGCAAGCGAGCAGCAAGCCGCCGAUCCCUGCGGGCCUGCUGGGCAUCUACAUUGCCUACUGCCGGUACCGGUGCUCGCCGCGAUUGACGUUGGAGGCACGCGACCACCUCCGUGACGAAUACCUCCGCAUGCGCCACAGAGACGUGACCAGCAAGCACCCGACGGCGACCAUCCGCCAGCUGGAGUCUCUAAUUCGACUCUCUGAGGCGCUGGCGAAGCUCCGUCUCGCGCGCGAAGUCACGCGCGCAGACGCGAUCGAGGCUGUCCGUCUGAUGAACCUCGCCACGUACCAGUCUCUGGUCGACCCGUACACGGGUCGCAUCGACUUCGAUCAGAUUCACUUUGGCCAGACGCGCCAGCAGCGCAUGGUCGCCCAGCGCGCCACAGAGGCGAUCAAGGAAGUCCUCUCCGCCGCCGCCAGCGCGCCAGGGCAAGCGGCCAUGACCCGAGAAGACAUCUUUGUCAAGGUCAAGGAGUUGAUGCGACAAACCGGAGGCCAGCACGAAAUCGUCGAACCCAACUUGCUAUUUGAGGCCCUCUCCAACCUCGAGAAAGACCAAAUCGUGACUAAGAAGCCUGGUGGUCUUUACCACUUGAGCGCCUCGCCCGCAACUGCCUAG
Besnoitia besnoiti is the source of this 3189-nucleotide messenger RNA. Its product is annotated as putative DNA replication licensing factor MCM4. Gene Ontology annotation, molecular function: single-stranded DNA binding; single-stranded DNA helicase activity; ATP binding. Lineage: Eukaryota; Apicomplexa; Conoidasida; Eucoccidiorida; Sarcocystidae. The coding region runs from base 1 to 3189 and encodes 1062 amino acids. Gene Ontology annotation, biological process: DNA strand elongation involved in DNA replication; mitotic DNA replication initiation; double-strand break repair via break-induced replication. The transcript is spliced from 15 exons. The record is from RefSeq and is a predicted model, not a curated record. Gene Ontology annotation, cellular component: nucleus; MCM complex.